CACCAAAUUGAAGAACAAUAAUCAGCCAAUAAAGAUGCAUCUGUACACACGAGUUAUCCUGCUGGCCGUGACCCUCUUCAGCGUCAAUGCUGCCCAUUUCGGAGGCGAUGCUGCCCUCGAGCAGGUCCUGUUCCGCAUGGUCGAGGGACAGAUGGAGUCUCGGGCGCUGUCCCCUGCUGGCCAGGCCUGCUCCAACAACUAUGUGAAUGCCACCACCAAGAACAGCGAGAAGCUCGCCAAUACCACCAACGCGUGCGAGGAUGUCGCCAACAGCACCACUGUGGCCAACGACAGGAACAGCAAUGCCACCGUGCUCACCAUCCGCAACCAGCUGCUGUCCCUCGAGCAGAAUCUGCAGCUCUGCCGCAACGAGACCGACUCGGCCCGCUUCAUCAACUGUACCGUCUCCACUUUCGAUAAGAACCUGCAGCUGUUGGACUCCUCCAACUCGCUGGCCUACCAGACUCAGUCACAGUUUGCCUCGAAUGCCACCGUUGUGCAGGCCACACGAUCCAACUGCAUCAGCGCUGCCGUCGGCGAUGCCAAGGUGCAGGCCAUCCAGGCAGCCAACGAUUAUGACUCUUGCCUGGCCAAGAUUCCCGCACAGCGAGUGAUCUCGGAGAAGCCCAAGGAGCAGGAGAAGAAGGAGCAGAAGCCAGUGCAGCAGCAGCAGCAGAAGCCAGUGCAGCAGCUGACGCAGCAGCAGCAGCAGCAGCAGUUGACUUCCGUUGUCGAGAAUUUUCCAGUGAAUAAUUAGACUUUCGAUGAACAAUUAAAGUUUCCCACUUUCCAAAUGCA
Drosophila subobscura is the source of this 798-nucleotide messenger RNA. Its product is annotated as cAMP-dependent protein kinase catalytic subunit. The coding region runs from base 35 to 757 and encodes 240 amino acids. The record is from RefSeq and is a predicted model, not a curated record. Lineage: Eukaryota; Metazoa; Arthropoda; Insecta; Diptera; Drosophilidae. The transcript is spliced from 3 exons.